Messenger RNA from Capsella rubella, 1040 nucleotides. RefSeq names its product transcription factor bHLH115. The transcript is spliced from 5 exons. The coding region runs from base 152 to 832 and encodes 226 amino acids. Gene Ontology annotation, molecular function: DNA-binding transcription factor activity; protein dimerization activity. Gene Ontology annotation, biological process: intracellular iron ion homeostasis; regulation of DNA-templated transcription. Lineage: Eukaryota; Viridiplantae; Streptophyta; Magnoliopsida; Brassicales; Brassicaceae. The record is from RefSeq and is a predicted model, not a curated record.
CGAUUGAAAGAGAGAAUCCAUCAUCUACCAGCACCCAUAUCUCUUUUCUUUCUUUCGUUUUUCCACACAUUGUCUCCUUCUCCUUUUCCCCUUUUUGCCAGAUUUGACCUCUUUAUUCGUGAUAGCAGCCAGCCACCAGUAAUUUAGGAGAAUGGUGUCUCCGGAGAACACGAACUGGCUUAGUGAUUACCCUUUGAUUGAUGGUGUUUUCUCUGAUCAGAAUCCUUCUUUCCCUUGGCAGAUCGAUGGUUCUUCUAGUGUCAGUGUUGAAGUUGAUGGCUUCCUUUGUGAUUCAGAUGUGAUUAAAGAACCAGGCUCAAAGAAGAGGAUCAAAACUGAAUCUUGCACUGGUUCUAGCUCGAAAGCUUGUAGGGAGAAACAAAGACGUGAUAGGCUAAAUGACAAAUUUACGGAAUUGAGUUCCAUAUUGGAACCUGGGAGAACUCCAAAAACAGACAAGGUAUCUAUUAUCAAUGAUGCUAUUCGCAUGGUGAAUCACGCAAGAGACGAAGCGCAGAAACUUAAGGACUUGAAUUCAAGCCUCCAGGAGAAAAUCAAGGAGUUGAAGGAUGAGAAGAAUGAGCUACGUGAUGAGAAACAUAAGCUGAAGACUGAGAAGGAGAGAAUCGAGCAGCAACUGAAAGCGAUCAAUACACAGCCUCAGCCUCAGCCUUGUUUCUUACCAAAUCAGCCAACACUCUCUCAAGCUCAAGCUCCUGGAAGCAAGCUUGUCCCUUUCACAACUUACCCCAGUUUUGCAAUGUGGCAAUUCAUGCCUCCUGCUGCUGUUGAUACUUCACAGGACCAUGUUCUUCGUCCUCCAGUUGCUUAAAGCUUCCCAUCUCUCUACUAUUGACAGUUCAGGUUUCGUCUUAGGCGCUUUUAUUGAUGUACUGAUGAUUCUCACAUAUUGUGAUUGGAGACAUAAUUCUAUGCAACUCGAAACUGUGAUUAUCAUGUAAAAUGAAAAUAAGCAUGCACUAAAAGUCUUGUUUUGAAUAAAUCUCACUGUACAAAAAGUUGAAAAUCAUGGUUUUACA